AACCCCCAAUAUAGCAAUUGUAUUUGCUAUAUUUUAGAAAUUAUACUUAUAUUUCUAAAUUCAAGAAAGGAUGCAGUGUCUUAGUUGACUACAUACUGUGGGAUUAAAACAGAAAUUUGAGUAUCACAUGCCUAUAAUCCCAGUUAUUCAGGAAGGCUGAGGCAGGAGGAUCAAAAGUUUGAGGCCAACCUGGGCAAUUUAGCAAGACUUUGUCUCAUUAAAAAGGAGUGGGGAGCCAGGUGUUUGAGGGUCUCGAGGGUCGAGGCCGCCGCGGGCGGGAGGCGCCAUCAUGCCCCGCUAUUACGAGGACAAGCCGGAGGGCGGCGCGUGCGCGGGCGUGAAGGAGGACCUGGGCGCAUGUCUGCUGCAGUCGGACUGUGUGCUCCAGGAAGGAAAAUCUCCUCGGCAGUGUUUGAAGGAAGGAUACUGCAAAGCUCUGAAGUAUGCCUUUUUUGAGUGUAAAAGAUCAAUGUUGGAUGCUAGAUCAAGAUUCAGAGGAAGAAAAGGAUAUUGAUACCAUUAUGUUGAAAACAAGAUGAAAACACCAGAGGAUUUCCCCACAGAAAGCCACAAGAGGAAACAUGAGCUUUGCUACAUUUGUUUGGUUGGAACAGUUCCCCUUCUAUGGAACGCUGGAGAAAAUGGAUGAAUUCUGGUUUUGAAUAAGUAUAAAGUGAAUGCCUCUCUGAAUCUAAGUUAUUUUUAGUAGAUAAGUUUAAUUGACAGUUAUAGGCCUGGAGCAUAAUGUGUUUUGAGAACUGUCCUAAAGUACAGAGAAUGGAAAAAUGUUAUUUUCAAACCUGACUCUUCAAUCAGAUGACACCAUUUGUACAUCAGAAGGUGACUAAUGUGACACUGGAGGCUGUCCACAAGAUGUUGAUUGAGAAAGUUUAGAGUAAGACUUUUAUCUAAUAUGCCUAUUUAGUUCUGAAAUAAAUUGUUUGGUUCCUUGG
Molecule: messenger RNA, 953 nt
Organism: Sciurus carolinensis (gray squirrel)
Lineage: Eukaryota; Metazoa; Chordata; Mammalia; Rodentia; Sciuridae
Product: cytochrome c oxidase assembly factor 5-like
Exons: 1
Coding region: 290-514 (74 amino acids)
Biological process (GO): mitochondrial respiratory chain complex IV assembly
Cellular component (GO): mitochondrion
Source: RefSeq, a predicted model, not a curated record